This is a messenger RNA of Centruroides sculpturatus (bark scorpion), 1314 nucleotides long. Its product is annotated as ankyrin repeat domain-containing protein 7-like. NCBI's taxonomy places the organism in Eukaryota, Metazoa, Arthropoda, Arachnida, Scorpiones, Buthidae. The record is from RefSeq and is a predicted model, not a curated record. Bases 130 to 1314 code for a protein of 394 amino acids. The transcript has 9 exons. Gene Ontology annotation, molecular function: protein binding.
UACAUCAUACAAAAUAUAUUAUGAAUAUUAUGUGACGCAUGCGUGUGUUAUUCCAUUUGAAUUUUGUUUACAAAUCGUGUGAUGAGGUAACAUUGCUGAUCGGGGAAAAACACAACUGCACUCUUUCAAAUGAAGAAAUUGCUUCAAUGGAAGAAAACUAUCAAAGGAGAAAAAGAAAAGAAAAGAAAUUCUUUAUCUUAUAACGAAAAUGAUGUUUAUUUAAUUGACUUAAAGCAUAAUGAAAGCAAUUUGUCAAAAUUACAUCAAGCUUGCUGGACGGGAGAUGAGGAUAAAGUGAAAAAACAUUUAAAGAGAUGUGACAUUAAUUUACAAGAUGAUGAUAACAGAACUCCUGUUCAUUUGGCUGCUGCCAGAGGGCAUAAAAAUGUACUUAUGACUUUGUUAGAAAACAAUGCUAAGGUUAAUAUACAAGAUAGUCAAGGAAGAACUCCUCUCAUGAAAAUCGUAGAAUGUGGCCAUAUAGAUUUAGUUGUAAUGCUUUUGGAAUAUGGAGUUGACAUUAACAUUCCUGAUUAUCAUGGAGAUACUGCAUUACAUAUUUCUAUAGACAAGGAACAAAGUGCCAUAACAAUGAUUUUAUUACAGCAUAAAGCUGAAGUUAAUGUUAGGAAUGAUGAUGGAAAAACACCAUUACAUCUUGCUUGCUGCAAAAAGCAGCUAGAUGUUGUUAAAAUCCUUCUUCAAAGAGGAGCUGAUGUUAAUGAAACAGAUAAAAAAUUACAGACUCCCCUUAUAUUGGCUUGCAAAGCCGAAUCAUCUGCAAUAAUUUCGCUUCUUUUAAAAAAUAAUGCCAAAUGUUUAUUAACUGAUUUUACUGGUCAGUCAGCUCUUGAUUAUGCCUACACUACAGGAAAUUCUGAAAUAAUUGAUAUACUUAAUCAAUAUAAAACUGAAGAAGCAUGUACUACAGAUAGUCAAGGUGUAAAUGAACAUGAUGUACAAAAGGAAGAGAAUAUUGAAGAUUCCUGGAAAGAUGUUGAUAUUUCAACAAAAGAUUUGAACAGUAUUACUAAAGAAAAUAUCAUCAAUAAAACUCCAAAACAUUCUCUUAAAUUAUAUAAUUCUGAAAAACAAAAUGAACAAAAUCCUUUAGAGAAAGAUGAGAUUUUAUCCAUUUUUCAAGAAAAUGAGAUUAAAAGUACGUAUCUCCUCACGGUCGGAGGAUGUGUUGGUGUGCAAGUUUGCAUGAAGAAAAGAAUGCAGGCCGUCCCAAUCGGCCCUCUUCAGGUUAAAUUUGCUCCGUGUAUGUCGAAGAUUGUCCGUUUGGGUAAUGCCAAUGUUGAAGCUGAUUAG